AUGGCAGCAGUCACUGCCUUCUUCGAGAGAACUGAUCUCCACGAAACGGCGAAGCCGUACUCCUGGGAUGGCCCUGACGGGCAGUCGUUCCCCAAGUCGAAUUUCGUCAUGAAGGACAUGGAACUUAAUCUGACCGACAUACGAACGCUGCCAGAUUUCAAGCCUACUAUUGAGGAGAACGGCUUCUGUUUCCUCGAGAACAAGUCCAAAGAGCUCUCGAAAAUGACUGGAGCGGAUGACUGUAAACCUUACUUGGAAGAGAUGGCUCAAUUUUUAAAAUCUCGAUUUGGUACAGAUGAGAUUUUCCCCAUCAAUGCCAAUUUUCGAGAUGCACGUUCGCAAGGAGGCCGCACAGGACACCUUCCUUUCGCCCACUUGGAUAAUACCGUGGCCAGUUCUUGGAGCAGAAUAUCGCUGUUCUUGACCGAGGAAGAACGGCAACGCGUUCUCUCAGGCCAGAGUCGGGCGAGAAUUAUCAAUAUCUGGCGCCCGAUGUUCAAUCAUGCCGAGGACAUUCCCUUCGCCGUGUGCGAUCCAAGGACUAACAUCGAUCUCGCCGAUGUUGUCUCGGUUGACCGCAUCACCCACGAAGCAGCCAAGGAAGUUGCCUACUUUUCCUGGAAUCCUGCCCACAGAUGGUACUGGAUGAGCAACCAGACCCCUGACGAGAUUGUUAUCAUGACACAGUACGACACCCACCCGCCAGGUGGCUUUUUCAACAUUGUACCCCAUGCUGCAUUUCGAAAUGGAGCGGCUCGGCCCGGCUGCCCAACGCGGUACAGUGUUGAGGCAAGAUUCAUUGUACUGGAGCCCGCGCCGUAUCAGAAGGAUGGGCCUGGUCCUAAUGGUCCAUUCCCAGAAGAAAGUCGACUUCAGCCGUGGAAGAAGUGGGUUACACCGCCUGAGCCGAAGGCUGUCCCAGCCCCCACCGCUGAUGCAAGGCCAAUGUACUUCUAA
Messenger RNA from Colletotrichum costaricense, 957 nucleotides. RefSeq lists its product as uncharacterized. NCBI's taxonomy places the organism in Eukaryota, Fungi, Ascomycota, Sordariomycetes, Glomerellales, Glomerellaceae. The transcript has 7 exons. The record is from RefSeq and is a predicted model, not a curated record. Gene Ontology annotation, molecular function: oxidoreductase activity. Bases 1 to 957 code for a protein of 318 amino acids.